UCUCUUCUUUUCUUUUCUUUUUUCUUUUUUGGAUAAACUGCAAUAAAAUUAGCUCAUAAACAAAACAUAACUAACCCCUGUACUUAAUUCAACACUAUCUGAAGUAAAUUGAAAGUUAAGGGAUUCCACAAAGAAAGAAACGAAUAUUAGAAGAAAAACCUUAUUCAAGAGGGUUUCUAGUGAGAGAAAAUUCAUGCGGAUGCUCUGUUUGAGUUGUUUUUCCCCAUUCCCUGUCAACGAAAGCGUAUAUCAAUUUUCAACGUUGAUCCUCUCCCUCCCUCGCAAUCUUGGAUCUCGCUCGCAGAUCCACCCUAACUGUCUUCUUCCUCACCACUUAUGGACCCUGCUGCUUCUCGUCCUGCUGUAGUUAUUGAUAAUGGCUCCGGGUAUACGAAGAUGGGUUUUGCCGGCAACGUUGAGCCGUGCUUUAUUGUUCCAACGGUGGUUGCACUUAACGAGUCGUUCCUCAAUCAAUCAAGGACCUCUUCUAAGGCCAAUUGGAUCGCCCAGCACAAUGCUGGGGUCAUGGCGGAUCUUGAUUUCUUCAUUGGGGAUGAGGCCCUUGCUAAGUCUCGAUCUAGCAGCACCUAUAGUCUAAGCUACCCGAUUCAGCAUGGCCAGGUUGAAAAUUGGGACUCCAUGGAGAGGUUCUGGCAGCAGUGCAUAUUUAACUACCUGAGAUGUGAUCCGGAGGAUCACUAUUUUCUUUUGACUGAGAGUCCUUUGACUGCGCCCGAGAGUCGCGAAUAUACCGGUGAAAUCAUGUUUGAGACUUUUAAUGUACCUGGAUUAUACAUUGCCGUAAAUUCGGUUUUAGCUCUUGCAGCUGGCUACACAACAUCUAAGUGUGAGAUGACAGGAGUUGUGGUGGAUGUUGGAGAUGGGGCUACACAUGUUGUACCUGUUGCAGACGGCUAUGUCAUUGGGAGUAGCAUCAAAUCAGUUCCUAUUGCUGGAAAGGAUGUUACACUUUUUGUCCAGCAGCUUAUGCGGGAAAGAGGAGAGAAUAUACCACCAGAAGACUCUUUUGAAGUGGCUCGGAAAGUGAAGGAAAUGUAUUGCUACACAUGCUCCGACAUUGUUAAGGAGUUCAAUAAACAUGACAAAGAACCAUCAAAGUAUAUAAGGCAAUGGAGAGGUAUCAAACCAAAGACGGGGGCUCCAUAUUCAUGUGACAUUGGCUAUGAACGGUUUCUUGGCCCCGAGGUUUUCUUUAAUCCUGAGAUAUAUAGCAGUGACUUUUCCACUCCUUUGCCAGUUGUAAUAGACAAGUGCAUUCAGUCUGCCCCGAUUGACACAAGAAGAGCAUUAUACAAGAAUAUAGUGUUAUCUGGAGGAUCAACCAUGUUCAAAGAUUUUCACAGGAGGUUGCAACGCGAUCUGAAGAAAAUAGUGGAUGCUCGUGUACAUGCAUCUGAUGCACGUCUAAAUGGGGAGAUUAAAUCACAACCAGUGGAAGUCAAUGUAGUCAGCCAUUCUGUCCAGAGAUUUGCAGUCUGGUUUGGAGGCUCGGUGCUUGCAUCAACCCCUGAAUUUUUUGCGGCUUGUCAUACAAAAGCAGAAUAUGAGGAAUAUGGAGCAAGCAUUUGUCGGACAAAUCCUGUUUUCAAAGGGAUGUACUGAAGUAAAGACAAAUUAGCUGAUCAUGCAAAUGGAGUUUCUUGAUUAAAAGCUUGAAUGAAUGCCUCUGCUUAUAUUGAUCCGCAAUUCACCUCCUGUGCUUUCUUCCAACCUUUGUCCUUCAGGGUGGCAGAAGUUGGUGUAGAAUAUGUAUAUUCAGUGAGAAAAUAUAUUUCCACUUUUUCUUCUUGCUGUUCUCUCUUUGGGAGUUACUUUCAUCAGAUGUGUGAUAUGGUUGCCAGUAGGUCUAGAUGUUACUUAAUGCUUUUAUAGAAACCAAUCUUCACCAAAUAGCUGGCUGAGCUGAAUUGCAAUUUUUGGUGUUCAGCUUAGAGUUUGAUGAAGAUCUGUAUUUUUUCAUUUGUUGCUUGGACUGAUCAUUCCGCUGAGCACUUUACUAGGUAGGAAGCUUAAUUCAUUGGGAUGGAAUUGUAAUACAAAUAAGCACUAUUGCAGGUUAGAAUCGGGUUAAUGUGAAUCACACAUAUUUUUUAUGUUUCA
Molecule: messenger RNA, 2121 nt
Organism: Arachis stenosperma
Lineage: Eukaryota; Viridiplantae; Streptophyta; Magnoliopsida; Fabales; Fabaceae
Product: actin-related protein 3
Exons: 10
Coding region: 337-1623 (428 amino acids)
Biological process (GO): Arp2/3 complex-mediated actin nucleation
Cellular component (GO): actin cortical patch; Arp2/3 protein complex
Molecular function (GO): actin filament binding
Source: RefSeq, a predicted model, not a curated record